AGCUUGAUUAACGAUCACCAUGAUUGACCUACUUGGAGGUGGAGAGACCAGCUUUGGUCAGCUGAAUGCCUUGACCAUCACAGCAACCCUUGGAGUGGUCACUGCUACUCUGGCCCUGUGGACCAUGAUGAGACCAAAGGGGUUCCCACCUGGUCCCAGGGGUCUACCUAUUGUUGGCAGCAUAUUCAGUAUGAAUGAUUCCCCUGAGGUAAUCUUUGACAAGUGGUCCAAGAAGUAUGGCGAUAUCUUUGGUGUAAAGAUCGGGGAAAGAUGGAUGGUGGUUCUUAACGGUCAAGCUUUGAUCAAAGAAGCCAUCAUCAAACAAGGUGUAGACUUUGCCGAUCGUCCCGAUUUCUAUUCUAUGAAAAUUUUCACGGAAGGAUUCAAGGACAUCGCAUUCAGUCCAUACAGUGAGACCUGGAAACUUCAUCGCAAGUUGGCUCAUACUGCUCUCAGGCACUUUGCAACUGGCAAACCACUGCAGGAUUUGAUCUCGAGUGUCUAUCCAAAGAUUGAAAAGUAUCUUGCCGAGAAGGAAGGCAAACCGGUCGACCCUAAGCUCCUCCUCACUCUUCUCAUGUACAAUGUCCUUACACAGAUGUGUUUUGGACAAAGUAAAGAGUUAGAAGACCCUACGAUCGUGGCAUGGAAGGAUAUGAAUGAUGAUAUUAAUGAAGGAGUCGGACUGGGUUUAGCAGCUGACUUCUUCUCGUGGGCACGGUACGUACCUACAAGUGGCCCAAAGAUGAUCAAGGAUACGACCGAUAAACUUCUUGGCUACCUGCGCUCAAUGGUCAAUGAAUCUAGGAAACAGUAUGAUCCAGAGAACAUCAAUGAUUUCUACAGUCUGCUUCUCAAAGCCCAGGAUGAUGCAAGGAAAGAAGGAGAAAAUGUAGAUAAAAUGACAGAUACCCACAUCUUCCAGACGAUUUCAGAUAUUUUUGGAGCUGGAAUUCAAACCACUGUCGAGACUCUGUAUUGGGCUUUGGCUUUGCUGGCGACCUACCCAGAAAUCCAGGCAAAGGUCAAGACCGAGGUCAAUGACGUCAUCGGCCGUAAUCGUCUUCCUACCAUCAAUGACCGCGGGAAGCUACCCUACACUGAGGCGACCCUCUACGAGGUGAUGCGGUAUAGCAGUAUCGCCCCCACAGCCGUGCCUCGUGCUACUACUCGAGAUACGAAGUUAGGCGGCUAUUCCAUCCCCAAGGGCACAAUGGUGAUGAUCAAUACCUACUCUAUGCACUUUGACCCACAGGAAUGGGACCAACCAGACAAGUUUCUCCCAGAUCACUUCUUGGACACAAGUGGCACUGUCCGUGAUCACCCUCCAAGCUAUCUACCCUUUGGAGCAGGACGUCGUGGUUGUCUCGGUGAAGCCGUAGCCAAGGCUGAUCUCUUUCUGAUCUUCACAUGGUUCAUGCAGAACUAUACCUUUAGCAGGGUUCCUGGAAAGGAGUCCGAAGACAUCUUAAAGAUGAUUCCUCAGACCGCCGCCGGAAGACUUUUGCGCCCCUAUGAGGUCAUGAUCCAGAAACAUGACCAGUAGAUCCCAGGGCUGGCCCAUAAUCCAGCAUUAUGAACCAAGAUUAUUGUGGUACUCUCAAUUCCUUUUGAAAUCUUCAUGGUUAUUCUUUUCUAUGAUAAUGAUGAUGAUAUGAAUAAUGAUAAUCAAGUGGAUGGUUGUGGUGAUAGUGAUGAUGACUAUAAUUUUUAUGAUAUGAUUAUGAUUGAAUACAGCACAAAUUAUUUACGUGAUAGUGCAAGCUAUACUUAUCUAUAUAUGUACUUAGUAAGUUUGAGACAUGAUGCCCUCCCCCCCCAAAAAAAAAAAAAAAUAGAUAAAUAAAUAAAAUAAGGUGGAUUCAGAAACUUUUUGCUUUUCUCCGUACCUUUCAUUCAAAUUAAUUAUACCAAAGUUCUCAUUCCUCCAUACUAUUUAAGAUUAAUUUUGUGGUAACUGUGAUUUUUACGGAUUCUUUCAAAGUGACCACUAAAAUGUUUAUACCGUGUGUUAAAACUAUUUUUUUUUGCUAAUCGCCUAAGUAUUCAGAUUGUGAUUAACAUUGAGUAAUGAGCUUUGGGGAGUGUUUCAUGAAAGGACUUGUCGGAUAUUUUAUCUGACAGUUAUCGUAGUAAUGGUGUUUUUUAGCCAAUCAAAUUCAAGGGUUUUUUCAGAUAUGACAACUUGUCACAUGAAGGCAUGUCAAUGAAGUGCUCCCUUGUAUGUAGCAAAGUAAGCGUAGUAGACCAGUCUGUUUUCAUUCCGAUCCAAUCGUUUGACAGUUUGCUUUUCUGUCACUCUUGAUUAAUGUAUUUUUCAUUCUUCCACAAACUUAUGCAUGUCCACACGAUCAGUACUUACUAGGUCUAAAUAUAACACGAAAAAACCCAAAAUAGAAAUUUUAUGUUCAUACCAGCUUUCUGAUAGUGAAGUAUUGGAGAACUACCUCAGUUUACUGGUAGUAUGAAUGUUUUCAAACUCACAAAUGCAGCUGUUUGUGGUGACUCCCAGCACCAUACCACGUCUUUCCCGAGUAGAAACCGUAAUGGUUCAGUCUCUCUCCCUAGAUUGGGAAUGAACUUCCCCAGGUAGUUGAUUGUACCAAGAAACAUCUGGAGCUCUGUCUUGUUGCUUGGUGUUUCCAUCAGUUGCACUGCUUUCACUUUCUCUGGGUUGGCCUUAACUCCCUCUGGUGUUAGCAGAUGACCAAUGUAGGUAACCUUGUUCACUCAAAAUCAACAUUGGAUGCAUUUAGUUUCACUCCUGAACACAUUGAAAAAUACCCUCAAAAUGUUAGUCAUGUUCCUCUUUAGUAACUCCCAGACCAAUAUAUAAUCCAUGAUGACUUUAACGCCCUCCAGUCCUUCCAGAAUUUAUUAAUCUUUUGCUGGAAGUUUCCUGGCUCUGCGUUAAUUCCAAACGACAUUCCCGUGUAUCUGUACCUGCCAUAUGGUGUAUUGAACAUGCAUAGUUUAUAGGUUUCCAAUCUUUCCAGCAUUUCAUUAAUCUUUUGUUGGAAGAUUCCAGGUGCUGCGUUAAUUCCAAACAACAUUUCCAUGUAUCUGUACCUGCCAUAAACAUUCCCAUGUAUCUGUACCCGUCAUAACGUGCAUAGUUUAGAGGUCACAAUGUUAAAAAACGUGUACGACCUCCAAUCUUUCCAGCGUUUCAUUCAUCUUUCGUUGGGAGAUUCCUGGUGCUGCCACUUUGGCGAUUGGCAUUCCUGCCACUACUUCAACCGCCUUCAUAGGGUAAAGCUCCCACUUCAUGGCAUUGUUUAAAUUCAAUAUAUAUCCUUACUUUCUUGACUUAGUUGCAAUGACCAUUGAAUUACCCACUGUUUAUACAGCAUUUGUUUCACUAUCUUGGCAAGGUUCUUCAUGCGUUAACUUUAGGCUGUACCUUGACCUUCAUGGAGAGCUACUGUAACUCGCCUCAGAGGGUCUAUUACUGGUUGACCCUCAAGUCUUAAGUGAAAAUGUUUCUCUUCUACACAUCCCAUUCCUUCAAAGACAUAUUUACCUAGCAUCUCUGAUUCUUAGGCUCCAACCUGCUUUCUCAUGCCCCUACUCACUUUAUUAUUUUCAAUUCAGAACUGGAUUCACCUCCUAACACAGGCACAACGUUACAGUCCAGCACAUAAAACUCACGCACAUAGAAUUUCUGUUUGUAUCAUUUUCCCACACUGUGCAUUUGGGUUGAGUCUUUCCUCUGAAUAGGUGAGAAUCUUGUAUCUGGGCAUCUUUAGCUUGCUCCCAUGUCUUCUUGCAGCUGAUAGUUGAAGCACAUUACACUCGGUACCUGAUUCCAUGUCCUCUGUCACCACUUGUCUGUUUUAGGCACACAUUCACCGCCCAUUCCUCCAAUAUUUUUUCCUUGUGCUCACUUAGUCUCACCAUGUUCAUAUAUAUUUCCUGGCCAGACUGACACCUCAGCUUUGUGCAACUGCUUGUCUUUGUCACUGCUUUUGCGUACUUUGGCAAAAUUAUUCUGCUUCCUAUGCUUGUUGUCCAUCGCUGGACAUUGCUUUUUUUUGUGACGUAUCGCUCCAUCCACAGCGACCACUUUGGGUUUUCUAUCAAAUGUCCUUUCCUUUAUUUUCUCUCAGCAACACUCUACUUCAUGUCCAUGUGAUGACUGCUUACAGCUCCAGGAGUCGGCUUCGUUAUUUGUGACCUGCUAACUUUGGUUGCAUGGCACACAUCCAUUCCUUUUUGCAGAGUGAGAUUUGUCUCUUGCAGAAAAUCUCACUCUUUGUGUUGUCGUCGUGAAUUCCGACAACGGUCCAAUCCUUUAUGAGGCUGUCAUGUAAGCCUUCAAACUCGCGUGUGUUCACUUUCGUUUUUAGGUCUGUCACGUACUGAUCGAUGCUCUCUUUCCUUCUUACUGAAACCUUGUAUUAAACAAGUUCUUAUAUGUGGUGUUUUGUCUUCACAAUUAUGGUAGAAAGGUCUGGCUGGCUGUCACUCAAAUUUUCACUUCAGGAUUCAAAUGCAAAUGUUUAAUAGAUCUCCAAGGCAUCCUGUUUAAUUACAUGUAGAAAUGUACACAUCUGCAUCUUUGAGUCGAUCUUGUCUAACCCACUAGAAGUGUGGUGCAACUCAAACAUUUGUUUUCUAGCAGCUAGAAGGCAUCCGGUAUCUUCAUACCAUCCAUGGCCGUAACAUAAGUUUUCUCCUGACACCAUGGAUCUGAAAUGUAUAUGUAGAUGACACAGGGCAAGGGUUCAUUCUAAAGGCUUGAAAGGUGCCAUGAUGCCCCCCCCUGUUUCAUUUCAUUUUGUGGAACACUCCUAGAAUAGCGUAACAUUUUUGCGCAACUUUUGUGACCUUAUUUGCAACGCUAUUUCAGAGAUGUAAUGCCGAAAAUUACUCCAUUGUUAGUGGGAGAUUAAAUGUAAUAAUGAUUUCCAUCCUAAUUGGCUUGCUUAUUCAAUUAAGGAUUAAUUCUGGUUGUGAAAUUGUUUGUAGUUGUUUAAGAUAUUUUGUUACAGGGUUUGAAUCCAGCUGCCACUUAUGUGGAAAAACGUAGUUAUUAUUAAAGUUGUGAUAGUAGGUAGUUGUCUAUCAA
Molecule: messenger RNA, 5071 nt
Organism: Lytechinus pictus (painted urchin)
Lineage: Eukaryota; Metazoa; Echinodermata; Echinoidea; Temnopleuroida; Toxopneustidae
Product: cytochrome P450 1A1-like
Exons: 9
Coding region: 20-1546 (508 amino acids)
Biological process (GO): hormone biosynthetic process; progesterone metabolic process
Molecular function (GO): heme binding; iron ion binding; steroid 17-alpha-monooxygenase activity
Source: RefSeq, a predicted model, not a curated record